AUGUAUGUGACUUCACUUGGCUUAAGUCAUCGUACCCAAACUGGCAAGUUCAUAUGCAAACGAUGUGGUGAAACUGUGGCCCAAGCUGAAGAUCUUGUUUCCAUUCCAAGUAAACUUGCACUUCAAAGGUGGAACAAAACAAUUUUAGGAAAGCCACAUAUAACUACACAAAAAUUUGAAAAUCCACAAGGUGCUCAAUUUGAAGUUGUAACUUUUUCUGAAGCCUCUGUAACAUCAAAUGAAGACGCACAUACAGAAGCGACUUGGUUUCCUGGAUAUUCAUGGAGAAUUUCUGCUUGUUCAAGAUGUAAUUUUUUCUUAGGUUGGAAAUAUCAACCAGUGAAUUUUAAUCACAUGACAUUCACAGAAAAUGAUAAAUUUUACGGACUUAUUAUGGAUCAUAUUAUUCAAGAUAUUGAUUCUGAUUCUCUGGUCAUUAUUCAGCAUCCGAAUGCAAGAUGA
This is a messenger RNA of Styela clava, 462 nucleotides long. Its product is annotated as protein cereblon-like. NCBI's taxonomy places the organism in Eukaryota, Metazoa, Chordata, Ascidiacea, Stolidobranchia, Styelidae. The record is from RefSeq and is a predicted model, not a curated record.